AUGUUGGCCUCCCGUCAGCUUUUGGGCGUUGCCCGGAGCCGUGCCGCCGCUGGCCUCGGCCGCCGGUGCAUGGCUACCGCCACCGAGAACCCUCUCGACCGCAAGGUCAAGCAGAACCUUCUUGAGGAGGGUAACUUUAUCAACUACAAGAAGAUGUCCGAGAACCUCGCCAUCGUCCGCAGCCGUCUCAACCGCCCCCUCACCUUGACUGAGAAGAUCCUCUACUCCCAUUUGGACAACCCCCAUGAGCAGGACAUUGAGCGCGGUGUCUCUUACCUCCGCCUCCGCCCCGAUCGCGUUGCCUGCCAGGAUGCCACCGCCCAGAUGGCCAUCCUCCAGUUCAUGUCCGCUGGCAUGCCCUCCGUUGCCAAUCCCACCACCGUCCACUGCGACCACUUGAUUGAGGCCCAGAUUGGUGGUGAGAAGGAUCUCGAGCGCGCUGUCAACAUCAACAAGGAGGUCUACGACUUCCUUGCCUCCGCCUGCGCCAAGUACAACAUCGGUUUCUGGAAGCCCGGCUCUGGUAUCAUCCACCAGAUCCUCCUCGAGAACUACGCUUUCCCCGGUGGUCUCCUCAUCGGCACUGACUCCCACACCCCCAACGCCGCCGGUCUCGGCCCCAAGGUCAUUGGUGUCAAGCUCACAGGUGCUCUUAACGGCUGGACCACCCCCAAGGACGUCAUCCUCAAGCUCGCUGGUAUCCUCACUGUCAAGGGUGGUACUGGCUCUAUUGUUGAGUACUAUGGCGAGGGUGCUGAGGCUCUUUCUUGCACUGGCAAGGCUACCUGCGGUAACAUGGGUGCCGAGAUUGGUGCCACUACCUCCGUCUUCCCCUACGACAAGGCCAUGUUCGACUACCUCGUCGCCACCAAGCGUUCCGAGAUUGCCGAGUUCGCCAAGGUUUACCAGAAGGAGCUCCGCGCCGAUGAGGGUGCUGAGUACGACCAGCACAUCGAGAUCAACCUGAACGAGCUCGAGCCCCACAUCAACGGUCCCUUCACUCCCGAUCUUGCCACCCCCAUCUCCAAGUUCGCCCAGGCCGCCAAGGACAACAACUGGCCCGAGGAGCUCAAGGUCGGUCUUAUCGGCUCUUGCACCAACUCCUCUUACGAGGAUAUGACCCGCGCUGCUUCCAUCGCCCGCGACGCUCUCAACCACGGCCUCAAGGCCAAGGCUGCUUUCGUCCUCCAGACCUUCGAGGAGUUCGGCGGCACCGUUCUCGCCAACGCUUGCGGCCCCUGCAUCGGUCAGUGGGAUCGUCGUGAUACCCCCAAGGGCACUCCCAACUCGAUUCUCAGCUCCUACAACCGUAACUUUACUGGUCGUAACGAUGGUAACCCCGCCACCCACUCCUUCGUUACCUCCCCCGAUCUCGUUGUUGCCAUGUCCAUUGCCGGCUCCCUCUCCUUCAACCCCUUGACCGAUACCCUCAAGGACAAGGACGGCAAGGAGUUCAAGCUUCAGGCCCCCACUGGCGCUGGUCUCCCCGAGCGCGGCUACGACCCCGGCCAGAACACUUACCAGGCCCCUCCUGCCGACCGCACCACCGUCCAGGUCCAGGACGCCACCGACAUGCCCAUCCUCAUCAAGGCCCAGGGCAAGACCACCACUGAUCACAUCUCCAUGGCCGGUCCCUGGCUCAAGUACCGUGGUCACCUUGACAACAUCUCCAACAACAUGUUGAUCGGUGCCAUCAACGCCGCCAACGGUGAGGCCAACAAGGUCCAGAACUUCACCAACGGUGAGUGGGGUGCCGUCCCCGCCGUUGCCCGUGACUACAAGGCCAAGGGCAUCCGCUGGGUCGUUGUCGGUGACUGGAACUACGGUGAGGGCUCUUCUCGUGAGCACGCCGCUCUCGAGCCCCGUCACCUUGGCGGUCUCGCCAUCAUCACCCGCUCCUUCGCUCGUAUCCACGAGACCAACCUGAAGAAGCAGGGUAUGCUUCCCCUCACCUUCUCUGACCCCGCCGACUACGACAAGCUCAGCCCCGAGGACAAGGUCGACAUCCUCUGCACUGAGCUCGCCGUUGGCAAGCCCAUCACCAUGAAGGUCCACCCCAAGAACGGCAAGGACUUCGAGAUCAAGCUCUCUCACACCUUCAACGAGGCCCAGAUUGAGUGGUUCAAGAACGGCUCUGCCCUCAACACCAUGGCCAAGAACGCCAAGAACUAA
This is a messenger RNA of Sordaria macrospora k-hell, 2172 nucleotides long. The record is from RefSeq and is a predicted model, not a curated record. NCBI's taxonomy places the organism in Eukaryota, Fungi, Ascomycota, Sordariomycetes, Sordariales, Sordariaceae.